Molecule: messenger RNA, 1775 nt
Organism: Cinara cedri
Lineage: Eukaryota; Metazoa; Arthropoda; Insecta; Hemiptera; Aphididae
Source: the annotation of a GenBank genome assembly
AUGAAUAUUGAAAAUAUAACAGAAUCAAGUGAAGAGGAAAUAAGACCAAAUGUAACAAAAAACGAAUUCGUUAAAGUACUAAGUGAAUUUAAAUGAUUAAGCAAGGUAAAGAGUCAGAAAUGAAUAACAUCUCAGCAGAAUUAUUAAAAAACAUUUGAUAAAAUACCGAGUGUAAUUUAUUUUAAAUGAUUGAGGAAACGUAUAGGGAUUUCAACGUUCUAGAGGGCAUUGCCAAAGUUGGUUUCUAAAAUGCGAAAUAUACCUAACAGCUGUCAUUAUGUUUUUUUUAAAUUUGGCGCGCUUUUAUACGAACAUUUUUUGAAACCCUGACGAGAAUUGUCCACGGGUCGCGCUUCGAUCGAGUGCCUAGUGUUGUGAAACCGACUAUAGGAAUUAAUAAUAGAACAAAGAAUAGUUAUAGCAAAAAAAAACCGUUGCUUACAAACAAAAAACUUAAUAUAAAAAUGUAAGAAGUUGUUGUUGAAUGCAAUGUAUGGAGCGUACUAUAUGGUUAUGAAACAUAGACCAUCAAUGAACAGGGCAAGAAGUUGGUAGCAAUGGAAAUGUGGUCGGGGAGAAGUUUGUUGAAAUUAAACAAUAGAAAUGAAAAGUAACAAAGAUAUAUUGGAGAAAAAAGAAUUUUGUUGAACAUUAUAAAAGAAAGAAGCGAAAAAAUAUUUAGUCCCCUACACAACCCGUUUAUGACAAAUGUAUUUGAAGGACGAAUAAUCGGACAUAAGGAGAGAGGCAGACUGAGAAAUUCAUAUAUAGAAGAAAUUAUACUGUACUCGAUAUGUUGAAAUAAAAAGACUGGUAUUUAAAAGAGAGGAGAGGAGAACUAAGUUUUCAAUGAGGUUAGGCUUCUCGCAUAGAAGAAGAAGAAGAAACAUCUGGACAGCGAUCUUACAACAAACUUCCAACGGACGUGAAAUGGAAUACCCGAGGUAAGUGAUAUUAUCAUAUUUUUUUAUAAUACGAUAUGAAGUAGAUUAGAUAUGAACGAAAUAAACACCAAAUCACUGUGAUAAGUGGUAGCCGGUCGCUACUACUUAUCCGACAGCUCUUUAUUUUUCCGUUUUUUUUCUUUUUAUUCAACUAGAAAUACAAAUACAAAAAACACGGAAUUCAAUUAUAGCUGUUAGUUAACAGCUAUAAUUCUAAUUCGUAAAUAAUAAAUAAUUAAUUGCUUUAAUAAUCGUUCGCUAUUUAUUUAUAAAUAAAAAUUAUAAAGGAUCAAAACACAGAAGAACCCAGCCCACAUCUUUGAAUAGUUAUCACCAGGAAACAGUAACAGGAGAAUAUGAACAAACUACUUUAUCAGUUGGUGAUUUUUGGAAAAUAUCUUUAUAUUUUCUAAUAAUUUAUACAGUGAUUGCUAAUCUUAAAUAUAAAAUUUCAGAGAAAAACUUAUCAAUAGCUAAUUCAGUUGAUAAUUAUAGGAGUUUAAACAAUAAUGGAAAUCAUAAGUUCAUCAAUCAUAAGGUGAAAACAAUUAAAAAAUUAAUUUUAAUCAUUAAAUAAACAAUAAUUUUUUUUUUUUUUUUUUAUAGGAUAUUUUGGUUGUAAAGAUUAAUGUGUUAAUAGCUGAAAUGAUAAUGACAAUUAUAUAUUCUGUAAGCUCUGCUACUUACGAGCGAAGUUUUUCGACAACGGAGAAAAUAAAGAACUGGUCAAGAUCAAAAAUGCUUCAACAUAGAUUUUCUGAUUUAUUUCUGCUAAACAUUGUAACUAUGUUGAACAACUAUUAUAUGAAACACAGUGGAUUUAAAAUGUAA